UGAGCUCUUGCCCCGACAAAAAUAAAGUUGUAGUGUAGGAGGAGCUUUUCUGAUUGUAGCGUUUCAGAAUCCAUUUUUGAUGUUGCAGAAAAAUGCUGCCUCUUCUUCCAGAAGCAUUCUUCAAAAGAGUGAUAUCCCAUAUUCCCUAUCCUCUUUAUUUAAAAACCCACCUCAGAGAUCUGGUUCCAAUUCCAAAUCUGAGAAAAUUGGUACAAAAGCUAGUCUUUCACCAUUCGAAAGUUUGCGUGCUGUGGGUUGUGGGUUUGGGGUGUUUGGUGGAUUUCUGAAGAGGGGUUUUGAGCCUGAUGCGGUCACGGUCACUACUUUGGUGAAAGGUGUGUGGAUGGAGAAUGGGAUUCCGGAUGCAGUUCAAUUGUUUGAUGAAAUGACUGAGAAGGGGCUUUUCGGGGAUGCGAAGACCUAUGGAAUUCUUAUCAAUGGUCUUUGUAAAGCUCGAAAGACGGGUCUCGCUAUUAAGUUGCAUGAGAAAAUGAAGGGGAAUUGCAAGGGUGACGUCUUCACAUAUGGCAUGAUCAUUGAUUCUCUUUGCAAAGAUGGGAUGACCACUGAGGCGCUGGAUAUGUUUUCGGAAAUGAUUGGUGCUGGCAUUUUGCCGGAUGUUGUUGUUUACAGUUCUUUGAUGGAUGGACUGUGUAGGUUUGGACGGUUGAAAGAAGCCUUAGAGUUUUUCAAGGAAAUGGAGGGUCGAGGAAUUUCUGCAGAUGUGUAUACGUACAACUCCCUGAUUCAUGGUUUGAGCAGAGCGGGCCUGUGGAAAGAAGUCACAUGGUUUUUGAACCUAAUGGUGGAUCGUGGCUUUUCACCAGAUGCCUUUACAUUCACCAUACUAAUAGAUGGUCUGUGCAAAGAGGGGAAGGUUGGAGAAGCUCAGCAGAUACUUGAACUGAUGCAUCACAAAGGCAAGGAGCCUGACAUAUUGACAUAUAAUACGCUCAUGAAUGGGCUAUGUUUGGUGGGUCAGUUGGAAGAUGCCACAAAGCUUUUUGAAUCUCUGGCGGAUAGAGGCAUUAAGCUCAAUGUAUUCAGCUAUAAUAUAUUGAUUAACGGGUACUGUAAGGACCAGAAGAUAGAUGAAGCAUUUCGCCUUUUUGAAGAAAUGCGUCCCAAGGGACUGAAGCCCAGCACCGUUACUUACAACACACUGAUUGGAGCUCUAUGCCAGUCAGGGAGAGUCAGAACUGCCCAAAAACUAUUUGUGGAGAUGCAAACUUGUGGCCAAUUUCUGAAACUAUCUACAUAUUGUGUUUUGUUGGAUGGGCUCUGUAAGAAUGGACACCUUGAGGAGGCAAUAGAUCUAUUUCAGUCUAUUAAGAAAACUGAACAUAAACCAAAUAUUGAAGUUUUCAGCAUACUUCUUGAUGGGAUGUGCAGAGCUGGUAAAUUGGAGGAAGCAUGGAAACAAUUUGAUGAAAUCUCAAAGAACGGUUUGGAGCCUGAUACUAUAGCAUAUAAUAUAUUGAUCAACGGCCUCUGCAACAAAGGAAUGUUAUCAGAGGCUGUUAAAUUGCUUUGGCAAAUGGAAGAGAAGGGAUGUUUACCAGACUCCAUUACGUUCAAUGUCAUUAUUCAAAAUCUUCUUAAAGAAAAUGAGAUCCAUGAAGCAAUUCAGCUUCUUGAGGAGAUGCGGAACAGAAACUUCUCACCUGAUGAAGCAGUCACUUCAAUGUUACUAUGCCUUGCUUCAUUUGAUCCACAAUGGCAUGCAGCCCUUGUGUCACUUCCAAAUGCUCUCCAAAAGGGGGUUGGAUCAGUUCCUGUAAAAAGGAGAAAAACAUGAUGACAAAAGAAUCUGGUCCAAGAAAGGUCGAGAUCAUAUACUGUGGCUUCAUCCAGUACAUGAAAUAAAUUUUAAUCCUUCAUUAGUUACUCUUGCAUAAAUGCUAUGGUAAUUUUUUUACUGGAAAGUUCAUGUACCAUUUACUCAUGUGACAGUGAUGACUGGAUAUGAAUAAGUUUUUGCAUGUAUUCCUCUCUAAUGAUCUCUUUUUCAACAUCAUCUCAAAAAAGUUGAUAGAGGUGGUGAUAACAUCAUCAUUCUUGUAUAAUUGUAUACAUGAAAUGAAUCGAUUGUAUGAGCUAUUGAGAAUCA
Vitis vinifera (wine grape) is the source of this 2110-nucleotide messenger RNA. Its product is annotated as pentatricopeptide repeat-containing protein At3g22470, mitochondrial. The coding region runs from base 80 to 1798 and encodes 572 amino acids. Gene Ontology annotation, molecular function: protein binding. The record is from RefSeq and is a predicted model, not a curated record. NCBI's taxonomy places the organism in Eukaryota, Viridiplantae, Streptophyta, Magnoliopsida, Vitales, Vitaceae. The transcript has 2 exons.